This is a messenger RNA of Closterium sp. NIES-65, 1737 nucleotides long. The record is from the annotation of a GenBank genome assembly. Lineage: Eukaryota; Viridiplantae; Streptophyta; Zygnematophyceae; Desmidiales; Closteriaceae.
AUGCUAGAGUCGACCUGCAGGGCCUUCUUCGACCUGCAAGGAGUCCAGCUUCGUCCCGCCCCGGAUGCAGUCAUGACAACCCAUGAGGCUCGAGUGGUGGAGAGCGCACCGGAACGGUCCGGGAAUACCAUGGAGCCGGCGGCACAGAACAGAUCCGAAGCGGUAGAGGGACAGAGAGACGUACCUGCCGCAAACCGGGACGCAAAUCCAAGAGUGGGGGAAAUUUCAUAUUCCCGCCGACCUGCACCAGGGGGUGCACUACUGAGUGGCCCGACAUCAAGUGUAGCAGAUGAAGGCGAGGAGGGUGUAGAAGAUCCACAGCUGCCAAGUCAGGUCGAACAGGCAGAGGAGCAGUGGAGGAAGGCGGCUGAUGAUAAGCGGAUGGCCGAAGCAGAAGCCAAGAGGAGACGGGCUGAAGAGAGGCAACGGCGCCGUGAUGGCGACAUUGAUCCUAUCAUCUCUUUCCCGGGAACAGGAGACAUACGUGAAGCAUGGGAGCGUGGGGCACGAGCCGCUGCAAGGGCACACGUGGGAGUGGCAGGAGAGGAGCUCGCCAGCAAUGUGCGGCAGCAUAUCGAGGAGGAUAGGGGAUACGUGAAAGUUUGCUUGCCCAGCGUAAAGCGGAAGGCGGCUGAAGAGGCCCGGAGAGGGGACGUCGACGUGCCAGAGAAUUCGGGAGAGGUGGAAAAGAAGGCGCAGAGCAACGCGGGUGCAAAGGCUCAUAAGAUGGUGGAGGUAGAGGCCCACCAGAAAGCAGAGGAUGCGGCCCAUCGGUUUGUCAAUGCAGAGGCGGCACUUACGGCAGAGGACGGGGCGCCAAAGGAAGUAGAGGCUGCGGCGCAGCAGAAGGUGGGUGCAGAGGCGGUCAAGAGUGCGGAGGCAGUCGCGCGUAAAGAAGCGGGUGCAGCAGCAGAGCUAACGUCGGAGGCAGUCGAGCUACAUGUGGUGGAGGCAGUGGCGCAGAAGGAAUCAGAGGCAACGGCGAGCCAGAAGGAUGAGGCAGCGGCGCAACAGAAUGAUGAGGCAGACGCACAUAAGGAAUCAGCGGCAGCAGCGCAGCAGAAGGAUGAGGGUGCGGCGCCCAGGAUGGUUGAGGCAGAGGCGCAGAAGGAAUCAGAGGCAGCGGCGCAGCAGAAGGAGGAGGGUGCGGCGCCGAAGAUGGUUGAGGCAGAGGCGCAGAAGGAAUUAGAGGCAGCGGCGCAGCAGAAGGAGGAGGGUGCGGCGCCGAAGAUGGUUGAGGCAAAGGCGCACAAGGAAUCAGAGCCUGUGGCGCAGCAGAAGGAGGAGGGUGCGGCGCCGAAGAUGGUUGAGGCAGAGGCGCACAAGGAAUCAGACGCAGCGGCGAGCCAGAAGGAUAAGGCAGCACCGCUGCAUAUGGAGGAGGCAGACGCACAUAAGGAAGGAGAGGCGCGGAAUAAGGCAGAAGCAGCGGCGCGGCAGAAGGCGGAGGCAGAGGAGCAGAAACAGGCUGCGGAAGAGGCGCUACAACUGGCUCGGGCAGAAGCGCGGAAGAAGGCUGUUGUAGAGGCGCGGCAGAAGGCGGAGGGUGAGGCGCAGAAGAUGGCAGAGGCCGAGGAGCAGAAGCAGGCUGAGGCAGACGCACGUAGGAAGCCAGAUGGAGAGGAGGGUUCAGAUGGGAAUAAAAUGAUACAGACAGAGGGAUGGGAGACGGCGGGUGCUGAGGGGCACAUCAUCGCAGAGGAAGAGGGGCAGCAUGACGAGGAGGCAGCGUCGUAG